Musa acuminata AAA Group (dessert banana) is the source of this 1385-nucleotide messenger RNA. Its product is annotated as clathrin light chain 2. Gene Ontology annotation, biological process: clathrin-dependent endocytosis; intracellular protein transport. Gene Ontology annotation, molecular function: clathrin heavy chain binding; structural molecule activity. The transcript is spliced from 3 exons. Gene Ontology annotation, cellular component: plasma membrane; clathrin coat of trans-Golgi network vesicle; clathrin coat of coated pit. The coding region runs from base 114 to 1172 and encodes 352 amino acids. The record is from RefSeq and is a predicted model, not a curated record. NCBI's taxonomy places the organism in Eukaryota, Viridiplantae, Streptophyta, Magnoliopsida, Zingiberales, Musaceae.
GGAGCUCUGCCCUUGCAGAAACCAAGACGCAGUUGCUGCAGAGGAAUACCCCAACGCGAGAUCUUGAUUUGAGAGGAGAGGAGGCGCGAGAGGGACCCGAUCCGAAUCCCGAGAUGUCGUCCGCCUUCGAAGCCUUCAGCAACGAUGGCGACGCGGAGGUGGUAAUGGGAGGAUCCGCCGCGUCCCGCCCCUUCGACGACGGCUACCUCGGCUACGACCCCCGCCUCCCCUCCCAGCGCUUCGACGCCUUCUCCUCCUUCUCCCCCGCCGACGACGCCGACCCUGCCAUGGACCACUCCCCCGGGUUUCCUGUCGACGUCGCCUCCGACGGCGGCGGCGCCGUCUUCGGGUUCCACACCGACGACGUCCCCGUCCACCACCACCACCCAGCCGUCGGCGGCGGCGACAGCAUUCCGGCCUCUCCCGAGGCGUACGGCUUCUCGUCGGGGGCGUCUUCCUUCACUGUGCCCUUGGCCAACGGCACGCCAGCGUAUGGGGUGGAGGAGAACGGCGAGAUCUUCACCUCGGAUGGCCCGAUCCUUCCCGAUCCGGACCAGAUGCAGCGGGACGAGGUGUUCGUCCUGCGGGAGUGGCGCCGCCAAAAUGCUAUUUUUCUUGAGGAGAAGGAGAGGAAGGAAAAGGAGAGUCGAAAUGAAAUCAUUGCUGAAGCUGAAGAAUACAAGCAGGCUUUCUAUGAGAAAAGGAAACUGAACUGUGAAACAAAUAAGUCGCAACACAGGGAAAGAGAGAAGCUGUAUCUUGCCAACCAGGAGAAGUUCCAUGCGAGUGCUGAUAAAGAAUACUGGAAAGCGAUUUCUGAGCUUAUCCCCCAUGAGAUAGCCAAGAUUGAGAAGAGAGGGAAGAAAGAACAGGAGAAAAAGCCUUCUUUGGUCGUAAUCCAGGGACCAAAGCCUGGAAAGCCCACUGAUCUUUCGAGGAUGCGCCAGAUUUUGAUAAAGCUGAAGCAUACUCCCCCACCACACAUGAAACCUCCAACACCACCUGCCUCCGCACCAGCCAAAGAUGCCGAAGAUAGUUCUGCAGCUGCAGGGAAAAAGCUAGCAUCAUCUGCAGACGAUGCCAAAGCUAAGGGUGCUACAGCCUCGCCAAAGAUAGAUAUCUCUGCAACAGGACAGGUGAUCAAGGCACCAGAGCUAGUUGCCACUGCUUGAUCCUUCCUUUCAACUAUUCAACGUAUUGCGGGGUAUUCAUCUUUAGGAUUAAAAGCUUAGUAUGUGUUUUUACCCAGUUGCAGUGGGAGUGCUUAUUUUGGUUGAUUCUGCCUUUUGUUUAUCGGCUUUUUGGGAUUGGUUAUUAGCGUAGUGAUACUGUCUGUUGAUACUCUGCUCCCUUAUCAGGUAAUCUAAUAUUCUGCUUGUCGAAUA